Spodoptera litura is the source of this 3235-nucleotide messenger RNA. RefSeq lists its product as uncharacterized. Lineage: Eukaryota; Metazoa; Arthropoda; Insecta; Lepidoptera; Noctuidae. The record is from RefSeq and is a predicted model, not a curated record.
AGAUCCCGUUAUAGAACGACCUUCACCGAGAUGCUUAUUUAAUGAAACGUAUUUUAUAUUUAAUUUAAUAUGUCAAUAAAUAUAAUCCAUAUGGGUUGCCUAGCAAAUUUCAGUCCAGAGUAUGUUUAAUUAAUAAUUAAAAAAAAAUAUUUUUUUAAACAUUUCACCGGUAUGAUUAUUAGAUAAAUUCUAUACCAAUCGAAAGUAUGAAGCCCAUAGAAUACACAAACGUUAGGUUGCCUAUUCUUUUCCGGUCACAACUAUCGGGUUGCCAGGUAUAAACAGGUAAAUCUGUACUAGCAUUUUGCAACGUUCUGUUUAUUGGAUGAAAUUUAAAUCAAAUUAAAGAUUAUUUUAUUCUGAACACGGUGGUAUAGGGUUGCCAGCGAAAAAUAAGUCCAGAAUUGCGGUUGUCGAAUUUUAAAAAGUUAAAUAUUGCUCCGAGUGAAUGUGUGCGACUGAGAGGUCCCAACCAACCAUCCCAUGCGAUAGAAGAGGACACAGCAUAGCAGCUGUGUAAAGUCCGGUCAUUUAAAGAAAGAGAGUGCGCAUGCUCUUUGGGCUUGGAAAAGAAAAGGAUAGCGAUAGACUAUGCAUCAUUUUGGAGUAGAGUGUCGCUAUAAAUACAAUUGAAAAAACGUGCUACUAUUUAUUGUUGGAAAAAAUGGCAAAAAAGUGUUUUUUGUGUGGAUCGGAUGGUGAAAUAAUUGACUUUAAUGAUGAAACUUUCAAAAACUGUGUAUUAAAGUUAGCUUUUCGUAAAAAAAAACACUUUAAAUACAAUUUUGUUGAGCUACCCAGUGCGUCUCUUCAAUUUGUAGGUUAUCAUACCACGUGCUACAAGAAAGUGACCGUUUUGAAUAAAAAAUAUAACGAAGAAUUUCUUAAUUUUAGUGUUGAAUAUACAGAGCAUAACAAUGUAUCUACUACUGAAGAAAAAUCAAAACAGUUGAACCCUAGUGUCGAUUCCUGUGCUACAGUUGCUGAAAAUGAAACGAGUAAUGUUGAAGACCUGGCCCAAACUUCUGGGGACUCUGACACGGAGCAGUCAACAUCAACAGCAUCGACAUCAAGCAGAAUUAUUUGUCUUUUUUGUGACCACAGCCAAAAGAGAUGCGGGAAGAAGCUGGUCAAUCUUACUGUACCUAAUGAUGACAAAGUACCACUGCAGAUAAAAAAUAUAGCGCAAAAUUUUGGCGAUUCGGUGAUUCUCUCCAAACUUCAACAUCAAACUAUCGCGUACCAUCUGCCUUGUUACGCAGUGUAUCAAUCGAAAAAUAAGCGGUCCACGGAAGAAUCUACCCAUUCCAACUAUAGUAAAUAUAGACAGUUACAUCAGUUUGCCUUUCAAUCCAUAUCGAAUUUAAUUGAAACAGAAAUAAUAGAAAACAACAAGGUUAUGUACUUGGCUCAAUUAUUUUUAAGAUACCAAGCUUUAUUGUUGGAGUUUGGAAAUCAUGAAAUUGAUUUCGAUGAUAUUCAAGAUUACCGAUGUGAAACCUUGCAAAAAAAGUUAAUGAAGAAAUUUCAGGAUCGUAUUACGAUUGAAGCGUCAAUGGGAAUACGUAACAAAAAAAUUGUUUAUAAAACAGACAUGGACGUCUCUGUAAUGGCAAACAAUUUCAAACUUUUGGAGACAAGAAAUGAUUAUGAGUUCGAAAAUGUAGCAUAUUAUUUGAGAAGCUGCAUUAAAAAUAUAGAUGCUCGUCCGCUUUCUCGCAACAUAACUGCUGAUGAUGUCAUUCGUGGAGAAUGUGACAUUCCUAAGCAAUUAAUUGAUUUUAUACGAAAUCUCAUCGAAGGGCCUAACUUUUCUGAUGAAGAUUCAAACGGACUAAAAGUUAAAAUAACAUCAAUAUGUAGUGAUAUUAUUUAUGCUGUCACUAAGGGUGCAUGUAAGCCCUCAAAAAGUUUGUCCCUUGGAUUGGCAGUAAAAUCUUUAACUAACUCUCGGCAAGUAAUUACGAUACUUAAUAGGUAUGGCCAUACAAUUGGAUAUAAUUUGGCAGAAGAAUUGGAAACCGAAAUGACUUAUACAUCGAUCCAAGAUAACAAAGUUAUACCAAAAGGCAUCACUGCAGCAAAUGGACACAGCACCCACGUGGCGUUCGACAAUUUCGACGAAUCCAUUUACGAUGAAUCCAUUUGAUGACACUAUUGACAAAGACACAUUAUUCAACAUUUCAACCGGCAAAGCUGCGUCUAAAGAAGUUGCUGAUUUCCUGCUGGACGUGAAAACAGCAGGCUAUCAACAAAAAAUAAAUUUUAUCUCAGAAUGCUCUUCAACUCCUGCAAGAUUCGAUAAACCAAUAAAACGAAACAAAAUCUGCAAUUUUGCUUCUCAAUGUAUGACUAAAGUCUUGAGUACCAAAGACAAGAACAAGAAAGUAUUAUUGAAAAUGGAACGAGACGUAUUUGGGCGACUUUUGGCAAUAAGCCUAAAGAAACAAAUUAAUCUCGAAUUUUGCUUGACUUUCCCACUAGCACCAUUGCCUCCUGCUCUUUUUUCCUGUACCGGAGAGAUGUUAAAAACUUCAAAAUCAACGUUAGCAAAGGUUUUGAAAUCCAAAACUGAAAUGGUUGAGCCAACACAUAUCAACGUUGAAAUAAUAGAUGGCUUUUAUUACUUGCAUCUAAUCGGAUCUUCUAUACCUCAAACUUUUGAUAAAAUUGCAGAGGCAAUACUCAUAAAAAUAUGUUCAACAAACGCUACAGAAAUACAUUUAAUUUUUGAUCGCUACUUAUCACCGUCAAUCAAAGAUUGCGAACGUGAGAGCAGGAAAGAAUUUGAUAUUUCAUACAAAAUUUCGGGACCUCAUCAAACUAGACCAAAAAAUUUUUUGCAAAGCCUUAAAAACUAUCGCUUUAAAGAGGCUCUGGUGCUGUUUCUGGCUGAUUAUUGGGAAAAUGAUCAUUUGGUAUCAAUAAUCCAAAACAAAAAAAUCUUUUUAACCGUUGACCAUCACUGCUACUCUUAUCAAGUUCAGGAAAAUUCCGUAAAAAAAAGUGAAGAAAGUAAUUAUGAAUGUCAUCAUGAAGAGGCAGAUACAAGGAUUAUUUUUCAUGCUUCUAAAGCGGAACCAGGCUCAAGGAUUUUAAUUAAAGCCUCUGAUACUGACGUUUUGAUAAUUUUGUUAGGAAAUAUGCACAAACUUAUCGAAUCAGAAAUUUGGCUUGCCUGUUCAGCAACUAGAAAGACUAAUAAUCAAACUGUUGAUUGCAUUAAUUGCACGGA